CCACUGUUAGUCUGACUUCACUGGUUGGUCCCAGAGUAUCAGAGACUCGUCCUCAGACAGACGCACACAGAUGGCAGAUCCAGGCUCUCAGCCUCCAGCUGAAACUUCCAGUCCUCCCCCAGCCAGAAGCUCUGACGCUGGGCUGAGAGACUUUGAUCCUUCCCUGGAUCCAGAAAUCCAGGAGGGAGAAGGAGAACAGGACCUCCUUCCUGAUCUGGAGAGGCCUGAGGGAAAGAAAGCUGGAGCAGACAGAGCUUUGAACAAACCUCCUGAGCUUCACCUCCACAAAGGUGUGACAGGUGAAGGACACCGGCGAAUAGGAGGACAGAACCUGAGAGCCAUUAGUCACAUGACUUCAGCUGCUGCCGCCUCACCAACCACUGGCCCCUCGGUGUCUGGUAAAAGGACGAUGCUGCUGUCCAAUGAGGCGAGGAGAGAAGUAGCCAAACAGGCGAGAGCCGUGAAGGAGGAACGGCGGGCAGCUCUGGAUGCCCGACAUAAAUACCUGAUGAGCAGGCUGGCAGACGCCGGCAGCCUGGAGGAGGCGGCGGUGGAAGACGCCAUCGUCUCUGAUGACAGAUUCAGUCUGAUCCAUGAAUUCUUUGCUGCAAACGGAUCCAAGAAGCUGAUUUUCUUCUAUCAGGAUGUCAAACAGAGUCUGUCCUCCCGUCAGUCUUCCUCUGUGGACGCAUCAAACUCAGCUGUGGCUCAGAGGAAACUCUUCCUCACUACAGGGAACUCUGAGCCUUUACUGGGGAAAUGUCUGUUCUUCCUGAGAACCACUGAGAAGGCCAUAACCACCGCGAACGUGCAGCAGGAAGUGAACUUUGGCGUGUUGGACUGCAGCGGCGGCGGCGGCGUCCUGAACAGUCUGGAAACUCUGCUGACUCACAUCAUGUUACCUGCUCUCAGGUCGCAGCAGUCGUGGGGCUCUGUGCAGGACGGCGCCUCGUGUCCACACGUCCGGUCCUUCCUGUCCUCGGUGGAUCAGUUUGUCAGUAAUCUGAGCUCAGCCCGACUGAACAUGGAGAGAAAGUUCCAGCUGCAGCACGUGGAGCUUCCUGAGGCCAUCAGCCAGCUGAGCAGCCCUGCAGACUACAGAGCAGCAGCCAAUAACAGUGAGCUGGUGGAGCGUCUGGAGGAGGUGUUGACCCUGUGGACCAAUCAAAUCAAGCAGGUGCUGACGGAGAGCGAGCAGAUGAGGAAAGAGGCCGACGAUGUCGGGCCGUCGGCCGAGCUGGAGCUCUGGAAGAGCCGCACGGUGACUUUCAACAGGUUGGAGGAAGUGAAGGGCUCUCAGGUGAAGAGGACUCUGGGGGUCCUGCAGGUGGCUCAGUCUCGGUGCCUGCGUGCCUGGAGAGAUCUGGACAGAGACAUCACUGUGGUGGCCAACGAGGCAAAGGACAACGUCAAGUAUCUUUACACCCUCAACAAGUUCUUUGGAUCUGUGGAAAAAUCCACUCCUACCAGGAUGCUGGAGCACAUUCCCAGUCUGAUGAAUGGCAUCAAGAUGAUCCACGUGGUGUCCCAGUACUACAACACCUCAGAGAGGAUGAGCUCACUGCUGCUCAAGGUCACCAACCAGAUGAUCAGCACCUGCAGGAGCUACCUGCUGCAGGGCGUGAGGCGUGUCUGGGAGCACAGCAGGCCAGUGCUGCUGCAGCGAAUCUCUGACUGCUGUAAUCUGAAUGCGGCGUAUCAGCGAAGCUUCCACAGCGUCAGAGACAAACUGAGAGAAAACCCUGAGAACAGACAGUUUGACUUCAGUGAGAACUACAUCUUCGGGAAGUUUGACUCUUUCUGCCGCCGUCUGGAGAAGAUUGCCGGCAUGGCGUCCACGCUGGAGAGCCUGGCUGCUCUGCAGAGCAUGAAGGUGGAGGGCGUGGAGAAUAUCUGUGUUCGCUACCAGACCAUCGUCUCCACAACUGAAUCCAAGACCUGUGACGUCCUGGAUCACCGCAAACUGGAGUUUGACAGAGACUAUGCAGACUUCCAGCUCCAGGUUCAGAGUGUGUUCCAGUGUCUUCGGUCUCUGCUGGACGUCUGGUUCAGCCGGUCUGUCUCUACGCAGAGAUUGCUGGAGCUGUUGGCCAUGUUUGAGUCGGGUCCGCUGGCUCGCUUGGACCUGAGGCAGUACUACCUGCUGCUGCUGCAGCGCUACAGCCGAGAUCUGGAGCUGCUGAGGAAGACCUACCAGAAACACAAGGACCGGCCGCCCAUCGGACGCAACCUGCCGCCGGUGUCAGGCAGGGUCCUUUGGAGCCGGCAGCUCUUCAGCAAGGUUGAAGCUCCGAUGUUGAUCCUGAAGAAGAAGCUUGACUUCCUGAAGGGACCAGAGAUGACUAAAGUCAUCCGGAGCUACAACCAGCUGGCUGUGGUGUUGCUGCAGUACGAGGUGCUGCACCUGCAGGGGUGGAGUAAGGCUGCAGAGAGCGCGCCACGCUGCCUGAGCGCCGCCCUGCUGGUCCGACAUGAAGACAGCAAGGAGGUCUCGGUGAACCUGGACCCUGUGGUGCUGGAGGUGCUGCAGGAAGCUCGGUGGAUGACCAAACUGGGCGUGAGCGUGCCAAAGGUCAUCCAGAAGAUGACCUCCAGGGAACCACGGCUCAGAGAUUUGUACAGCCGGCUGCUGGAGAUGCUCCAGGACUACAGCUCUGUGGUAGGCAGGGUCCCGCCUCUCCUCCUCCCCCUCAUGCAGCCUUUCAUUGGCCGUGUGGAGGCAGCUCUCUCCCCUGGGCUCACCUCACUGUCCUGGACUGCUCUCAACACUGAGCGGUUCCUGCAGAAUGUGUAUGUGGCUCUCAAAGACCUGGAUCUGGUGGCCAAAAUGGCGACAGACCUGCUGGACUGUCGCAUUGGCCGGCUGCUUCGGGCCAUGUCGUCCUGCCGUCUGCUGGUCCUUCCUGAAGACUCGUCUGUGUCGGCGCAGGACCUCCUGCUACAGACAGGAAGCUUGGUCCAAGCUGCUGCUGUCACCCUGAGCUGGCAGAGUCAGCAGGUGGAGAGGUACGUGUACGAACUGAUCGAGGAGCUGAAGAGGAAGAUGAAGACUGUGGAGACUGUUAAUCUCCAGUGUCUCCAUCCAGACUCCAAACAUCAGACUCGCUGUCUGUCGUGUCUCCCUUGUCGUUUCUACAACCUGAUUGGUCAGCUCUGUUACCGCAGCACUGAAGCUCUGGUCAAAGCCACCAGAUCCUCCCUGGAGGCCCUGAGGAGCAGACUUCAUGUCUCCAAACAACAACCACACUUUUCCUUGGUGUCUUCCUCCAGCAGUGCCCAGCCAGCUCCUCCUCCACCUCUCCUCACAACCUCCAUCCAGCUUGCAAUCCCCAACAUGGUCCUCAGACCCAGUCUGGAUGACAUUCAGUCUGUGGUGAAUAAGCUGGUGGGCGUCGUGCUGUCUGUGACCAAAGACAUCCCUCUGUGGACUUACUCUCACCUGCAGUACAAACAGCAGCAGGUGGAGCAGGUGGCAGGUUGUAGUGGAGGAGAGGACGUGGCAGUGAAGCCAGUGGUGCUGCGAGCGCUGGACAGACAGCUGGCUGAACACAAAGACAUCAGCAGGUUGGUGAUGCAGCUCAGCUCCAUUGUGUCACACCUGAAGGCUCAGGCUGCCGAAACCCUGAAUGACCUCGGCCACUUCUCCACCCUGUGGAACCAGGACCCAGAGGAGCAGGUGCAGGCCUUCUUGCAGUCCGACCCCUCCCUGACAGAGUUCAGCGCUCAGAUCUGCUUCUACUCUAGGCUGGAGGUGCAGAUUUCGGAGCUACCUGCGUUUUACACAGCGGGUUCGAUCCUGUUGGACACCGACCAGCUGAAGCGUUCGCUCACUCACGAGUGUCACAACUGGAAACGAGCUUUUGGCGCCGCUCUGAACCGCCGAGCGUCCACCGACAUGAACGACAUCCUGUUGUUCGUGGACACACUCACGAAACGUCUGCAGCGUCCAAUCUCAGACCUGGAUGAUGUCAGAGCAGCCAUGGCUGCGCUCAGAGAGAUUCGGGAGGCGGAGUUUCACAUCGACGCCACCAUCGGGCCGGUGGAGGAAUCCUUCGCCCUGCUGAACAGACACGAGUUGCUCUUUGGUGACGGGAACGGCGAGCGCGUGGACGGCCUGACGUACGCCUGGAAGAACCUCACUGACCUGGUGGUGCAGACCCAGAACACUCUGGUGCAGAUUCAGCCCAGCAUGAAGACAGACCUGCUGUCUGCAGUGCAGAGCCUCCAGAGCCAGGCUCAGAGCUUCUGCACUGACUACAACCAAAGGGGCCCGGGGGUGGAGGGCUUGGCCCCGGCUGAAGCCAGCGAGCGGCUGCAGAGUUUUCAGGCAGAGUUCGAUCAGCUGUGGAGAAAGUACACCACCUGCUCAGGUGGAGAGGAGCUGUUCGGGCUGCCUGUGAACGAGUAUCCGGAGCUGCAGAGGAUCCGGAGGGAGCUCUCCCUGCUGUCCAAACUCUACAGUCUGUACAGCUCGGUCACCGACAGCGUCGCCGUCUACUACGACAUCCUGUGGGCUGACCUCAACAUUGAGAAGAUCAGCGCGGCGCUGCAGGACUUCCAGAACAGGAUCAGGAAGCUCCCACAGGCCCUGAAGGAGUGGCAGGCCUUCAGAGAUCUGAAGAAAACCAUCGAUGACUUCACAGAGACGUGUCCUCUGCUCUACAUGAUGGCCAACAAGGCGAUGCUGCACAGGCACUGGACUCGUCUCAGCGAUGUGACCGGUCACAGCUUCCAGGUGGACUCUGACAGUUUCUGCCUGAGAAACAUUAUAGAGGCUCCGCUGCUGAAACACAGAGAGGACAUCGAGGACGUUUGCAUCAGCGCGGUGAAGGAGCGCGACAUCGAGGCCAAGCUGAAGGACGUGGUGGCCGAGUGGAGCAGCCACACGCUCAGCUUCAGCACCUUCAGGAGCAGAGGAGAACUGCUGCUGAAAGGAGCCGAGACCGCAGAGAAAAUCUCCAUGAUGGAGGACAGCCUGAUGGUGCUGACGUCCCUGCUGAGCAACAGGUACAACGCUCCGUACAAGCCCUCCAUCCAGCUGUGGGUUCAGAAACUCUCCAACACCUCAGAGAUCAUCGAGAAGUGGCUGUCGGUUCAAAACCUCUGGAUCUACCUUGAAGCGGUGUUUGUGGGUGGAGACAUCGCCAAGCAGCUGCCUCAGGAAGCCAAACGUUUCCAGAACAUCGACAAAUCGUGGCAGAGGAUCAUGCAGCGAGCGCACGAGAUUCCCAACGUGGUGCAAUGCUGCGUGGGAGAGGAGACGCUCAGCCAGCUGCUCCCUCACCUGCUGGAGCAGUUGGAGCUCUGUCAGAAGUCUCUUUCCGGUUACCUGGAGAAGAAACGGUUGGUGUUCCCUCGUUUUUUCUUCGUGUCCGACCCCGCCCUGCUGGAGAUUCUGGGCCAAGCCUCUGACUCACACACUAUACAGGCUCAUCUGCUCAGUCUGUUCGAUAACAUUAACAGAGUUGUUUUCAAUGAGAAAAUCUACGACCAGAUGAUCAGUUUCCAGUCCCAAGAAGGAGAAACUGUGGAACUGGGCCAGCCAGUGCUGGCACAGGGGAAUGUGGAGGUGUGGUUAGGAGAGCUGCUAGCUGGGGUGAGGGAAACCCUUCAUGCUAUCAUCCGUCAGGCUUACCUGGCCAUCAGUGACUCCGCCUUUAAGCUGCUGGAGUUCCAGUCGGCGUUCCCGGCUCAGAUUGGCCUGCUGGGAAUCCAGAUGAUCUGGACGAGAAACGCAGAAGAAGCACUCGUCCUCAGCAAGUCGGACAAGAAGAUCAUGCAAACGACCAAUCAGAAGUUCCUGGACCUCCUCAAUGAGCUCAUCGACAUGACCACUCGAGAGCUGAGCAGGAACGAAAGGACCAAAUAUGAGACGCUGAUCACCAUCCACGUCCACCAGAGAGACAUUUUCGAUGAUCUGGUGAGGAUGAACGUGCGCUCGGCUUCAGACUUCGAAUGGCAGAAACAGUCGAGGUUUUACUUCCUGGAGGAGACUGACAGAUGUGUCAUCCAGAUCACAGAUGUGGAGUUCAGCUACUGUAAUGAAUACCUGGGCUGCACAGACAGGCUGGUCAUCACCCCGCUGACAGACAGGUGUUACAUCACUCUGUCCCAGGCUCUGGGGAUGAGUAUGGGCGGAGCUCCGGCCGGACCAGCAGGAACAGGUAAAACGGAGACCACUAAAGACAUGGGUCGCUGUCUGGGGAAGUAUGUGGUGGUCUUUAACUGUUCGGACCAGAUGGACUACAGAGGACUGGGACGCAUCUACAAAGGUCUGGCUCAGUCCGGAGCCUGGGGCUGCUUUGAUGAGUUUAACCGCAUCGAGCUGCCGGUGCUUUCUGUCGCCGCCCAGCAGAUCUACAUCGUGCUGCAGUGUAAGAAGAACAAGAAGAAGCAGUUUGUCUUCACCGACGGAGAUGUGGUCGACAUGGAUCCCGAGUUCGGCAUCUUCCUCACCAUGAAUCCCGGUUACGCCGGCCGUCAGGAGCUGCCUGAAAACCUGAAGAUUCAGUUCCGUACAGUAGCCAUGAUGGUCCCGGACCGAGCCAUCAUCAUGAGGGUUAAAUUGGCCAGUGCUGGUUUCCGUGACAACCAGGUCCUAAGCAGGAAGUUCUACACCCUCUACAAACUGUGUGAGGAGCAGCUGUCCAAACAGGUCCAUUAUGAUUUCGGUCUGAGGAACAUUUUGUCAGUUUUGAGGACGUUGGGAGCUGUGAAGCGAUCUAACCCGUCAGAACCAGAGAAGACCGUGGUGAUGAGGGUCCUGAGGGACAUGAACCUCUCCAAACUGGUGGACGAGGACGAGCCUCUGUUUAUGAGUCUGAUCAAUGACCUGUUUCCUGGCAUUGUUCUGGAUAAAGCCGGUUAUCCAGACUUGGAGUCGGCCAUCUUUAAUCAGGCUCAGCGCGGUCUGAUCCCUCACCUGCCCUGGAUCCUCAAACUGGUCCAGCUCUAUGAGCUGUCCUGUGCUCGUGCAGGUAUGAUGACGCUGGGUCCGAGCGGUGCUGGGAAGACGGCGUGCAUCCACACGCUGAUGAAGGCCAUGUCUGAAUGCGGCUCGCCCCACCGAGAGAUGAGGAUGAACCCCAAAGCCAUCACAGCCUCGCAGAUGUUCGGCAUGCUGGACGUGACUACCAACGACUGGACGGACGGCAUUUUCUCCACACUGUGGAGGAAAACUCUGAAAGGCAAAAAGGGGGAAUACAUCUGGAUUGUGCUGGAUGGUCCGGUGGAUGCCAUCUGGAUCGAGAAUCUGAACUCCGUUUUAGACGACAACAAAACUCUGACGCUGGCAAAUGGCGAUCGAAUCCCCAUGGCUCCCUGCUGCAAGAUUGUCUUUGAGCCCCACAACAUCGACAACGCCUCCCCAGCCACUGUGUCCAGGAAUGGGAUGGUGUUCAUGAGCUCGUCAGUGCUCAGCUGGAGGCCCAUCCUGCAGGCCUGGUUACAGAAACUAGCAGAGCAGCAGGCCAGCGCUCUGAAACACUGCUUCGACUGCUGCUACCAGGACUUGUUGGACUUUGUCUUCACUGCUGUGUCCCCUAAGAUGCAGGUGCUGGAGUGUAUGUACAUCAAACAGACUAUUGACCUGCUGCAGGGUUUGCUCCCAGCAGCGCAGGACAAACAGGGUGGCCAUGAUCAUGUGGGACGCAUGUUUGUCUUUGCAGUCAUGUGGUCUCUGGGUGCACUGCUGGAGCUGGAUGACAGAGCCAAGAUGGAGGCCUUCCUGAAGGGCCACAGCUCAUCUCUGGACCUGCCACCCACUCAGGACGACCAGACCAUCUUUGAGUUCACCGUCAGCGAGCAGGGACACUGGGAGCACUGGUCCAACAAGGUCCCAGAGUAUGUCUACCCCAAAGACCAUGUCCCUGACUACUCGUCCAUCCUGGUUCCCAACGUAGACAACGUGAGGACGGACUUCCUGAUGCAGACCAUCAUGAAGCAGAGGAAGGCCGUGCUGCUGAUCGGAGAGCAAGGAACAGCCAAGACCGUCAUGAUUAAAGGCUACACUGGAAAGCUCGACCCAGAGCUCCACCUCAGUAAGACGGUGAACUUCUCUUCGGCCACGCUGCCCGGCAUGUUCCAGAGGACGCUCGAGAGCUACAUCGACAAACGCAUGGGCACCACCUACGGGCCGCCAGCCGGACGCAGGAUGACCGUCUUCAUAGACGACAUCAACAUGCCCAUAAUCAACGAAUGGGGCGACCAGAUAACCAAUGAGAUUGUGCGUCAGCUGAUGGAGCAGGGAGGUUUCUACAGCCUGGAUCGUCCAGGAGAGUUCAUCACUGUGGUGGAUGUUCAGCUGGCGGCAGCCAUGAUUCACCCCGGCGGCGGCCGGAACGACAUCCCUCAGCGUCUGAAGCGCCAGUUCUCUAUCUUUAACUGCACGCUGCCCUCCAACUCCUCCAUCGAUAAGAUCUUUGGCACUGUGGCUCAGGGCUACUUCUGCCCAGAGAGAGGCUUCCCGCCCGUGUGCCAGCUCGCCGCCGCCCUCGUCCCCACCACCAGGCGGGUGUGGCAGGCCGUGAAGGCGAAGAUGUUACCGUCUCCUGCAAAGUUUCACUACAUCUUCAACCUGCGUGACCUCAGCAGAAUCUGGCAGGGGAUCCUCACGGUGAAGUCAGAGGUGUGUCAGAGCUCUGAGCUCCUCUCGGCUCUCUUCCAUCACGAGUGCUGCAGAGCGAUCGCCGAUCGAUUCGUCGACAGCGGCGACAGACAAGCGUUCGGCAGCAUCGUGGAGACGGUCACAGUGGAGGAUCAUGGGAGAGCUCUGACUGAGCAUGCUCAGUGGAACAGCUGCUUUGUGGACUUCCUGCGUGAAGCCCCGGAGGCAACGGGAGAUGAACCUGAAGACGCUGAGCUGGAGGCUCCGAAGGUGUACGAGCCAAUCCCAUCGCUGGACCUUCUGGCAGAGCGGCUGUCGGUUUUUCAGCAGCAGUACAACGAGGUGGUGAGAGGCGGAGCCAUGGACCUGGACGCGAUGAUCCACCUGAUGAGGAUCUCACGCAUCCUGAGGGCGCCACAAGGAAGCGCCCUGCUGGUCGGGGGUGGGAGGGUCGGGAAGCAGAGCCUGGCGAGGCUCGCGUCGUUCAUCGCAGGAUACCAAACCUUCCAGAUCACACUGAGCAGGUCGUACAGCAGCAGUAACCUGCUGGAGGAUCUGAAGUCUCUGUAUCGGAUCGCAGGUCAGCGCGGGAAAGGCGUCACCUUCCUGUUCAGCGACAAUGACAUCAAAGAAGAAGCCUUCCUGGAAUACAUGAACAACGUCCUGGCGAGCGGUGAAGUUUCCAACCUGUUUGCUCGAGACGAGCUGGAUGACAUCACUCAGGACCUGAUUCCCGUGAUGAAGCGCCAGCAUCCUCGCCGCCCGCCAACACCUGAGAACCUCUACGACUUUUUCCUGUCCCGCGUGCGGAGCAACCUCCACGUGGUCCUCUGUUUCUCGCCUGUCGGGGAGAAGUUUCGCUCUCGUGCCUUAAAGUUCCCGGGUCUGAUUUCCGGCUGCACAGUGGACUGGUUCCAGCGUUGGCCUCAGGACGCCCUCAUCGCUGUAUCGCAUCACUUCCUGUCUCAGUACCAGGACCUCCGCUGCUCAGAGGACAUCAAGCAAAGCGUUGUGGUUACCAUGGGAACCUUCCAGGACCUGGUGGCAGAGAAGUGCGGCGAGUACUUUGAGCGUUUCCGCCGCCAGACGUUUGUGACGCCUAAGUCCUACCUGUCCUUCAUCGACAGCUACAAGCUGGUCUACACGGAGAAGAUCGCUCACGUCGGCACGCUGGAGCGCAUGCAGACAGGUCUGUGUAAACUGAUGGAGGCGGAGCAGUCGGUGUCUCAGCUCUCUGAGGAGUUGCUGGUGAAGGAGAAGGAGCUCGCCGUCGCCUCCCAGAGGGCAGACCAGGUCCUGCAGGAGGUCACGGCCAAAGCUCAGGCUGCCGAAAAGGUGAAGCAGCAGGUGCAGAAGGUGAAGGAUAAAGCUCAGCUCAUCGUGGACGAGAUCGAAGCCGAUAAAAUGGCAGCAGAGUCCAAACUGGAGGCUGCGAAACCGGCUCUGCAGGCUGCUGAGGCUGCCCUACAGACCAUCAAACCAGCAGACAUCUCCACGGUGAGGAAGCUGCAGAAGCCUCCUCAUCUCAUCAUGAGGAUCAUGGACGCCGUGCUGCUGCUGUUCCAGAGAAAGGUCGACGCCGUGACCUCUGACCCCGAACGACCUUGUCCCAGACCGUCGUGGGCCGAGGCGAUGAAGCUGAUGCAGAACUCGGCCUUCCUCAGCAGCCUGCUGAACUUCAGCAAGGACUCCAUCACAGAGGAGGUGGUGGAGCUGCUCGCUCCUUACCUCCACAUGGACGACUACAACAUGGAGACGGCCAAGAGGAUCUGUGGGAACGUGGCGGGGCUCUGCUCCUGGACUCAGGCCAUGGUCGACUUCUUCAGCAUCAACAAGGAGGUUCUUCCUCUGAAGGCUAACCUGGCCAUGCAGGAGGCCCGUCUGCUGGUGGCUCAGGCUGAACUCACUAAGGCUCAGGAAGAGCUGGAUGCUAAACAGCUGGAGCUGGACGCAGUGCAGGCGCUUUACGACGCUGCCAUGAAGGAGAAGCAGGACCUGGAGGAUGACGCCCAGGCCUGCCGCCGGAAGAUGGCCAACGCACGCGCUCUGAUCGACGGCCUGGGAGGAGAAAAGGUCCGUUGGACCGACAGCAGCGCGGGGUUUCAGACUCAGAUCAAACACCUGGUGGGGGACGUCCUUCUGGCCACAGGCUUCCUGUCUUACGCCGGCCCCUUUAACCAGGAGUACCGCAGCCUGCUGCUGACGCUGUGGAGGAAAGAGAUGGAGAAGCUCCUCCCCUUCAGUCCCGUGAAGGUUGGAGACAAGGAGGUGGAUGUAAUGAAGGGCUUCACGCUCUACAUCACCACCAAGAUGGCCAACCCAGCAUACAGCCCUGAGGUCAGCGCCAGGGCGGCCGUGGUGGACUUCACCGUCACUCAGAGAGGCCUGGAGGACCAGCUGCUGGGACGGGUCAUCCUGCUGGAGAAGCAGGAGAUGGAGGCAGAGCGAGUGAAGCUCCUGGAGGAGGUGACGUCCAACAAGAGGAAGAUGCAGGAGCUGGAGGACAGCCUGCUGUUCAGGCUCACCAGCACACAGGGCUCGCUGGUGGAGGACCAGUCUCUGAUCGAGGUGCUGAGCGUCACCAAGAUCACCGCUCAGGAGGUAAGUGAGAAGCUGACGGUUGCCGCGGAGACAGAGGUGAAGAUUAACCAGGCCAGGGAGGAGUACCGACCAGUGGCCACCAGGGGGAGCAUCCUGUACUUCCUGAUUGUGGAGAUGUCGCUGGUGAACGUCAUGUACCAGACGUCGCUGCGGCAGUUCCUCGGGCUUUUUGAUUCGUCCAUGCAGAACUCGGCCAGGUCGCAGGUCACCUCCAAACGCAUUAGCAACAUCAUCAGCUUCCUCACCUACCAGGUGUACCGUUACACAGCCAGAGGUCUGUACGAGGAACACAAGCUGCUCUUCACUCUGCUGUUGGCUCUAAAGAUCGACCUGCAGGCCCGAAUCAUCUCGCACGUGGAGGUGCUCACCUUCAUCAAAGGCGGAGCCUCUCUGGACCUCAACUCUGUAGAAUCGAAGCCACGGCGCUGGAUCCUGGACCAGAUCUGGCUGAACCUGGUGCAGCUGUCCAGCCUGCCUGCCUUCUUCCAGAUUGUGAACCAGGUGAACCAGAACGAGCGUGCCUGGAAAGCGUGGUUCGACCAUCCGGCGCCAGAAGACGCCCCGCUGCCCGAUGGCUACGAGGAGAAGCUCGACACCUUCCGGAAGCUUCUGCUCAUCCGGAGCUGGUGCCCCGACCGGACCAUCGCUCAGGCGCGGCGCUACAUCUCAGAGUCUCUGGGCCAACAGUACGCCGAAGGCUCGGUCCUGGACUUGGACGCCAUGUUGGCAGAGAGCAACAACCGAACGCCGAUGGUGUGUCUGCUGUCGAUGGGCUCCGACCCGACUGAGAACAUCGAGAGAUUAGCCAAGAAUAAGGGGGCGCCGUGCCAUCCCAUCUCCAUGGGUCAGGGCCAAGAGGUUCACGCUCGCAGGCUAUUGGCCAACAGCAUGCUGGAUGGCGGCUGGCUCCUCCUCCAGAACUGCCACCUGGGACUGGACUUCCUGGAUGAGCUGCUGGAGACGGUCACAACAGCGGUGCCGGAGAGCGUGCACAAAGAUUUCCGAGUGUGGCUGACGACCGACGUGCACCCCAGGUUCCCCAUCACCUUCCUUCAGUCCUCCAUCAAGUUCACCAAUGAACCUCCUCUCGGCAUGAAAGCUGGUCUGAAGAGGACUUUUAAUGGUGUCACUCAGGACCAGCUGGAGAUCAGCAACCUGCCUCAGUGGAAGCCUCUGCUGUACGCUGUGGCCUUCCUCCACACCACCGUGCAGGAGCGUCGUAAGUUCGGUCCGCUCGGCUGGAACAUCCCCUACGAGUUCAACCAGGCAGAUUUUACCUCCAGCAUCCAGUUUGUGCAGAACCACCUGGACAACCUGGACAUGAAGCGAGGCGUGAACUGGAGCUGUCUGCGCUACAUGCUCGGUGAAGUCCAGUAUGGCGGUCGGGUGACGGAUGACUUGGACAAACGGCUCCUCAACACGUUCACGCAUGUCUGGUUCAGUGAGAGCACCUUCAGUGAAGCAUUCUGCUUCUUUAAGGGCUACAGCAUCCCUGCCAAGGCCAAGAGCAUCCAGGAGGUCCUGCAGCACAUCGAGGGGCUGCCGCUGGUCGACUCACCGGAGGUGUUUGGACUCCACCCCAACGCUGACAUCACCUAUCAGACCAACCUGACGAAUGACACGCUCAGCACCAUAACCAACAUCCAACCGAAGGACACCGGAGGCGGGGCCGGGGAGACCAGGGAGGACACUGUGCAGAGACUAGCCAAUGAGAUGCUGGAGAAGCUGCCACCUGACUACAUCCCACAUGAGGUCAAAGGUCAACUCCAGAAGAUGGGUCCUCUUCAGCCAAUGAACAUCUUCCUCCGACAGGAGUUGGACCGAAUGCAGCGUGUCAUCAGCAGCGUACGGAGCAUGCUCACUGACCUCAGACUGGCCAUCGAUGGGACCAUCAUCAUGUCUGAAGACUUGCGCGACGCCCUCGACAGCAUGUUCGAUGCUCGGAUCCCGCGCCUGUGGCUGAGGCUCAGCUGGCCGUCGGCCACACUUGGCUUCUGGUUCAGCGAGCUGCUGGAGAGGAACCAGCAGCUCAGCGCGUGGAUCAGCGCCGGGCGGCCCAACCAGUUCUGGCUCACCGCCUUCUUCAACCCGCAGGGUUUCCUGACCGCCAUGCGCCAGGAGACGACACGCUCCAACCUGUCCAGGGGCUGGGCCUUGGACACGGUCACCCUUAGCAACAAUGUCACCAAGAUGAUGAGGGAGGACGUCUCAGCUCCGCCCCCUGAAGAUGUGGGUGGAGUCUAUAUCUAUGGCCUCUUUCUGGAUGGAGCGGGAUGGGACAGACGUGGCGCCAAACUCGCUGAGGCUCCGCCCAAAGUCCUCUUCACCCCCCUCCCUGUGGUCCACGUCUUGCCCGUCAGCUCAGCCAACAUGGCCGACAGUAAGCGUCCCCUGGCGGCGGAGGGCGGUCAGCCUCUGAGGCGUGCAGCCGCCCAGCGCUGGACGCUGCGAGGCGCCGCGCUGCUCUGCGACUGCAAGUGA
Messenger RNA from Oreochromis aureus, 13687 nucleotides. RefSeq names its product dynein heavy chain 5, axonemal-like. Gene Ontology annotation, cellular component: dynein complex. Lineage: Eukaryota; Metazoa; Chordata; Actinopteri; Cichliformes; Cichlidae. Gene Ontology annotation, molecular function: minus-end-directed microtubule motor activity; ATP binding; dynein light intermediate chain binding. The record is from RefSeq and is a predicted model, not a curated record. Gene Ontology annotation, biological process: microtubule-based movement.